AUAACCGAUACCACCCGACUGUUUUCAUUGUUUGUGUACAAAUUACACAUUUUUUUCAUGCAACAUAAAGUUAUAUUGAAACGAGAUUAAUUAAACAACUAAUUAAUUUAAUGCCAAUGCUGAUAAACGAGUCUGGGGAUUGAGUUGCAAGAAAAGUGAAAUCGUGUAAAUGCAGAUAAAGUGAGCGAAACAGAUACAGAUACAGAUACAGAUUGAGAUUAAGACAUAUAGAAACUGGGGAUGAGCAACUACCGUUAUCAAGGGGGCGGUGUCGGAGGCGGGAGCGUGGCCGGAGGACGCGGAUACAGUGGAAUUGAAGUGCGGGAGGUGAUGCAUCCGCAUCAUUUCACAUAUGUGAGCCAGUGCGUCAAGUACAUGAUCUUUAUGCUGAACUUUGUGUUCUGGCUAUUUGGCGGCUUGCUCCUGGGCAUCGGGAUCUACGCCUUCAAGGACAAGUGGGAGGAGGCCAACGGAUCGGUGCGACUGGAGAACUUUUACGAUGUCUUUCUUAACAUCUCCCUGGUGAUGAUCCUUGCCGGCAUGGUCAUUUUCCUGGUCAGUUUUUCCGGUUGCUUGGGCGCCUUGAGGGAGAACACCUUCCUGCUGAAGCUGUACUCCAUGUGCCUGCUGCUCUUUUUCCUCAUGGAAAUGGCCAUCGCCAUCAUAUGCUUCGUUUUUCCGCAAUACAUGAACACCUUUCUGGAGAAGCAGUUCACGGACAAGAUCAUCCAUUCGUAUCGCGAUGAUCCGGACCUGCAGAACUUUAUUGACUUUGCCCAACAGGAGUUCAAGUGCUGUGGCCUCAGUAAUUCGGGCUACCAGGAUUGGAGCAAAAAUGAGUACUUCAACUGCAGCUCGCCGUCGGUGGAGAAGUGUGGAGUACCUUACAGUUGUUGCAUCAAUGCCACCGAUAUAUCCUCCGGACUGGUGAACAUCAUGUGCGGUUAUGGAGUCCAAGAAACUCCAGUACCGGAGGCCAGGAAGCGGAUCUGGACCAGCGGAUGCAUCGAGGUCGUGAGAAUUUGGGCCGAGCAUAAUCUGUACGUGAUUGCCGGCAAUGCCCUGGGCAUCGCUCUCAUUCAACUGCUGGUCAUCUAUUUGGCCAAGACGCUGGAGGGCCAAAUCGAGCUGCAAAAGUCGCGUUGGUCCGCGUGAGAUCCGGGUCAGCCCGAAUUUUACGGGCCCUAUGAUCACACCUGAAUGUUCACAAUGGAUGUUCACUCAGAAUCCCUAGUUUUAUAUAUACCACUCAUCUACGAAUAGACUGUCACAAUUCAUGAACCAUAGACAAAAAUGCUGGCAAUAAGUUAUCAUUAUGAAACUUUUAGCCAGUAGUAAGCAUUAUAUUGCAAAAAUUUCUACAUGAACUCCAAAUAACAGUCUUAAAGUAAGUGAGGCAUCCAUUUGUCAUAUUCCUAUUUAAAUUUUUUUUUUAAUUUGUACCGUGCAAUAUUUAUUUUGAAUUUCUUCCGAAAGACAAAUGAACAAUGCUGUAUUUACACUUGUAUUAUAUUAUUUUAAAAUCCAUCCGAUAUGUUUAUAGAUUUAAGAUAUAUAGUUUCUGAGAUUACUUUCAGUCUUUAAUAUUUUUGUUAUUAUCGAUUCAGUAUAACGCAUAUUUUGUAUAUAUAUAUUUAUAUAUAACUGUACACACCAAUACUUUUGUAAACUCUUCUCAAUCCGUAUACUCCAUAUGCUCAUCUCAAUCCGACCAAACAACGCCAUAAUAUAUGUUUGGCCAGUGAAUAGCUUGAUAAAUCUCAAUGCAUUUAUUUAAACGUAAUGUAUUUAGAGUAAAAAACAAUAACCAACAAGGCGCACAAAUCUUGAAUAUCAGCAAUUUUUGAAUGUAUUCUUAAUCUAGAACCUACAACUGUAGAUUUAUGAUAAUAAAAGACGAAAAUAAAGAAAAA
Messenger RNA from Drosophila elegans, 1913 nucleotides. RefSeq names its product tetraspanin-33. Bases 241 to 1155 code for a protein of 304 amino acids. Gene Ontology annotation, cellular component: membrane. NCBI's taxonomy places the organism in Eukaryota, Metazoa, Arthropoda, Insecta, Diptera, Drosophilidae. The record is from RefSeq and is a predicted model, not a curated record. The transcript is spliced from 3 exons. Gene Ontology annotation, biological process: protein localization to plasma membrane; protein maturation.